CUGCCAAAACAGUGGCGUCAAAGAAAACAAAUAUGGCUGCCUCCUCCAAUAGGAAUGUAUAUCCCCAAAUGAUAUUACUGUGAGUGCCUCUAUUGCUACUAUUACCAUUCGCUGGUGAGAAUACUUGUGAUUGAUUGUAGUGUAUCGAUGACUGCCUAUCAAAAUAUGCAAGAGAUAUAUCUGAAUGUCCACCUUUCCACCUCUCGUAGCUCUUGCUACGAUGAUUUGUGGAUACACUGAAGUCUGAUAAAGCAGGAAGGAACCGUCGCAAUCAAUGAUGAGUGUCGAGACGGCAGUUGUUUCCUGGCUGGCAGGCUCGGUUGCUGUGCUUUGGCUCUGUCAUGGCUCUUACUUCCUAACACUACUGUUGCCCCUUGCGGCCCUUAGCUUGAUUGCUGGUCUGACUUCUUUUAGUUAUAUGAUAGAAAUUGUAGAAGGAAAAACGGAAUCCGAUCCUUUGACGGCCGCUCUUAGAUCUGGUGCGGAAACUGAAGUAACUAUCUCGGACUCAAAUAUACCCUUUCAAGGAAUACCACAUAUCACAAGGUCUGUUUUAUCCCCUUCACGCAAACCGCGUCGCGAGCGUUACCUGACAGGACACUCCGUCAUAGACGAAUCGUUGUCUGACGUUCUGCAACUCCUCUUUCGGGACUACGUACUCCCAUGGUAUUCUCGUCUGUCUACUGAUGAAUCUUUCUUGGCUCACAUUAAGGACCUCUUUCAUGAAGUUGUCGUUAACCUGUCAAACAAGGCUAAAGAAGUUGAUUGGGUAAAUUACUUGACAGUAAAUCUGGUAGACGACUUUGCAUCCCAUCUGCGGUUAUUCCGACAGGCUCAGGCAAAGGUGCAGAGACGUCCGCACCAGGAAUCGAGCUAUUCGAAUGGAAGAGCUAACGCUGAUCAUCUCCUGCAUACCUUCUUCAGAAUGGAGACGGCCAUGGAACGUGAGCUUUGUCGAGACCUUGUUUGCAUUUCUAAAGAACGAGAGAUCCAGUACCUUCAACAAGUAUCAGAAGUGCUACUGUACCUUCUGCUUCCCCCUGCUGACUUCCAAAAUCAUGUGACUCGUGCAUUCCUUCGUGAGCUAAUAGCCAACAUCGUCUUAUUACCAGUAAUAGAUAUGAUCACCGAUCCCGAUUACAUUAAUCAGACUAUUGUAUGGAUGGUACGUCAACGCAAUAAGGGCAUCUACAAAGGCGAUGAAAAGGAUAAUAAGGAAGCUGUCGUUCCCUCAGAAGAUUUCUUAGCUGUACUUCGUUGCACUGAUAGCCUGGAUGAACUAGUCGCUACUCAACAGAUUGUCAGGCAUGAGAUCGCUGUUCAACGCAGUCGAGAUACCGGCGGUGAGCAAGACGAGCAAGUAAAACAGCAGCUCAAAUCGCUGUUCUACGUUGAUGAAAUUAUCACAAAGCGUAUCCAACGGCUAGAAGAUGGCACGUUUGAUGCAGAUUCCAGUGGUCUUCCGUGUCCAGCCGAUCUGAAAAAGCUCAUGGCGAACGAGCUAUGCAAUCUUUCGUUCGACGAUAUCCUUUGCAAUAACAUUGCACUUUCAUAUUUCAUCGAAUUUAUGACAUCUGUUGGAGCUCAAAACCUGAUCAUGUUCCAUUUACAUGUUGAGGGUUUUAAGACUUCAGCAGAACAAGUGGCUCCUGGAGGGCGGGAUAUUCCAUCAGGAACACGUUUAGAGGGAUCAGUUCAGAGCUUGCGUGAAGCAGCUCAGCAUAUAUACAAUACGUACCUCUCUGAGCAAGCGUCUCCUCGAAUACCAGUGGACCAGAAGCAUAUAAGGAAAUUUGUAAAACGCUUUUCAGCUGAAAAGUUUAACAUGAAUUGGUUUGAUGACGUACAGGCAGAGGUUGUGGAACAAAUGCAAGAAGCAAAGUUCUUCGGCGCAUUCAAAAAGAGUUCCUAUUAUAUACGACUGCUCAUCGAACUCGAGUUAAUAACAGAGCCGCGCGAGCCUAGCCUUAAAUCGGACGAAGAUCUAGAUUCCGUGGGAUUAUCGCUUGGCAUUUGCUCGUACGGCAGCGGAGACGAUUCAGCCAGCCUUAAUAGUUUAGAACCAGGCAGCGACGAGGUCGAAUUCUUGACGCCACCACCAGACGAACUGUUGGCAGGAAGCGCAACAGCGCCAACGCUGCCGCUAACAGGCGACAGCGCGGCGGCAGAAAGCUACCUUUGCGCAGCUAUUUACAAUACGGGAAUUGUGCGACGUGGUGCGUCGACUUACGCACUGUAUGCGAUUUCCGUGACGAAACUCGAACCCAAUCAGAUGGAGGCCAAGUGGUGCGUGUUUCGUCGAUAUUCAGACUUCUAUGAGUUCCACAGCAAGCUUCAGAGGCAGUUUCCUCAUGUACUGACGACUCCAUUCCCUGGCAAAAAAACGUUCAACAAUAUGUCAACAGCUUUCUUGGAGCAGCGCAAAACUCAAUUAAACAUGUAUCUGCAGAGCGUACUUCAACCUACUAUUCUGAACAAUAAGGAUAACUUGGAAAUGGCCAAGCUCGUGGAACAAUUUCUUGAGCCAGGGAGAUACGAACACACUGUUAAAAAAAGCAAACGAGGAAUGGGCGUGAUCGUGAAUCCGCUAAGAAGUUCGGUGAAAAGCGUCGGUUCGAUGGUGAAAAAUGUUCCCGAGAACAUUUUUGACGGAUUGAAAGACGGACUUGGCAGGGUUAUGCGAUCUAGGGCAGCGGAGCAGCUUGAAGAUAGUUCUAAGGUUGGUGCGGGCAUUGAUGUCGACGCGGAUGACAAUAUUCCGUUCCGGAUCCUGCUCUUACUCAUGGAUGAAGUAUUUGACCUCAAGGCGCGAAACACUUGGCUCAGGCGGCGCAUAAUUGUCAUUCUGAGACAGAUAGUAAAAACCACUUUUGGAGACACUAUAAACCGAAAGAUCGUAGAAUCGGUUGAAGAACGUACUUCAUCAGACCAAAUUGCGGAGUAUGUUAAAACACUGAAAAAUGCACUGUGGCCUAAUGGGAUCCCGGCGGAACAAGGUAGAGAACGUGACCCUGAAACUAAAAGCAGAACCCGCGUGGCUGCUAAAAUGCUGCUUUUGUGUAGUGUAACAGAUGACCUGAGACGUAUCAUUGGUAGUGACACCACACGCCGUGGAAUGCUGUGCGUUUUUGAGAUGUUCCAGCAACAAGCAUUGAAUCGCCGACUCGUGUACGUUCUCAUGGAAGGAAUGCUCGCGUCUCUAUUUCCUAACAAUAAAUUCUGUGAACUCUUUCGAAAAUGGCAUGCGACCUCACCAACAAUCUCAAUGGUCAGUGUAUACUCUGGUAGCACUGGGGGUGGUGCUAGGUCACCUCUAGCAACACCUGAGACUGCUCAUCGACAAAUGGCAGCACCUUCUUCGACUAGCGUAUUAACCACCGAGGCUAUUGGAAGCGGAACCAGAUGACGUUAUCAAGAGGUGGGACCAUCGGAGCGUCCCGCCUCGAGCAACUGUACCACGAGCAGUACCGCACGGCUAACAGAUCCUCCUCUAUCCCAACAUCAACAACAAGUAUGGAACGAUCCAGGAAAUCGAAUCGAUGUAACAAGGCGCCACAAAAGACAUCAUUCCAACUUCUUAUGAAAAUUUUAAUUCUUCAUAAACACAAACCCAAGAAAAAGCAAUACCUUACAAGAACUUAUUGUGCGAACUAUAUAUUUGAACUAUGAAGAUAAAGCAGUGUGAUAUUAUAAUUGACAAGUUAAUAAGGAAAGCUGUAAUAUGAAAAUCAUGUUAUGCGUGAGCAUCGGAA
Varroa destructor (honeybee mite) is the source of this 3752-nucleotide messenger RNA. Its product is annotated as sorting nexin-13-like. The record is from RefSeq and is a predicted model, not a curated record. Gene Ontology annotation, molecular function: phosphatidylinositol binding. Gene Ontology annotation, cellular component: early endosome. NCBI's taxonomy places the organism in Eukaryota, Metazoa, Arthropoda, Arachnida, Mesostigmata, Varroidae.